Molecule: messenger RNA, 441 nt
Organism: Trichomonas vaginalis G3
Lineage: Eukaryota; Parabasalia; Trichomonadida; Trichomonadidae
Product: repellent protein 1 family
Exons: 1
Coding region: 1-441 (146 amino acids)
Source: RefSeq, a predicted model, not a curated record
AUGAGUUCUUCAUCAGGCUCUCGUGAACCUUCACCAUCUAUGAAACAAACUUUACCAAACGAUUAUGGAGCACCUAUUGAAUAUUUCUUACGAGCUGCACAAUGGCAAAGAGCAGUCUCACCAAGGUUAGGUGUUCCACCAGCUCCUGUCAAAAAUAGCAUUUGGUCAAGUCCUUAUAUAAGAUAUGGUCUCCCACUAGGUUUGCUAGCUACAGCAGGAGCAGUUAUGAUGUUGAAAAGAAAUAAAGCAAAUGUUGUAAAUAAUACUGAAGUAGCUGAAGUUAAACAAACUCCAACACCUUCACAAGCAAAACCUUCAAUGACUCCUGAACCUAUGGAAGUACAAACUCCUGUUCAAAAGUCAACUCCUAAACCGACUCCAACAUUUAAACCAGAACCUACUCCUCAAAUAAAUCGUAAAACUCCUGCGUUUCCUUACUGA